Molecule: messenger RNA, 1073 nt
Organism: Chaetomium strumarium
Lineage: Eukaryota; Fungi; Ascomycota; Sordariomycetes; Sordariales; Chaetomiaceae
Product: dienelactone hydrolase family-domain-containing protein
Exons: 3
Coding region: 126-986 (286 amino acids)
Molecular function (GO): hydrolase activity
Source: RefSeq, a predicted model, not a curated record
CCUUGGCACAGAUAUAUCAUAUAAAUUGGGUCAUACACGACGUUGCUCGGAAGAAGGACAGUCUUUCAUCGAUAUCCUCCUCACCACGACCAUUCCGUUUCCGCAGACGAGACUGAGUCAGCAAGAUGCGCGCCUCAUCAUCAUCGGUCCUCACAACGGCUCUGCUCCUCUUUGGAGGGGCGAUAGCGGGAUGCAGUGGAAAGCCCAGCAGCAGUAGCUGCCUCGACGCAUCCAUCGUUGCUCACUCGGGUCAACCGGUCGGAAAGGAAGUCGUGUACAACAACAUCACGCUGUACAUCUCCAAACCGGAUAGCAAAGCGGCUCGCACGAAGGCAAGAGAGGGCACCGCCGUGCUCUACUUGACUGACGUCUUUGGAAUCAUCCUGCCCGAGAACAAGCUACUAGCGGACAGCUUCGCCCGCGCCGGCUACCUGACCAUCGCACCGGACCUCUUCGGCGGCGACCCGGCCCCGGGGGACCUCAACGUGCCCGGGUUCAACACGACCGAGUUCCUGGCGCGCCACAACGCCACCGUCACCGACCCCAUCAUCGCCAGCACCAUCGCCUACCUGCGCACGCACCUCAACGUCACUCGCAUCGCCGCCCCGGGGUACUGCUUCGGCGGGCGCUACGCCUUCCGCUUCCUCGCGGCAGACAGAAGUAGAAAUGGUGCCGCCAUCGACGUCGGGUAUGCCGCGCACCCGAGCCUGCUGGAGGCGAGCGAGAUCAAGGCGAUCUCCGGGCCGGUGGCCAUCGCCGCCGCGGACGGGGAUAACAUGUUCGAUGCGAAGGCGCGGGCGCAGGCCGAGGCGGUGUUGGUGGAUGUCGGGCAGCCGUACCAGGUGAGCUUGUACUCGCAGACGCAGCACGGGUUUGGAGUGCGGGCCAACGUGUCGGACCCGAACCAGAGGUGGGCGAAGGAGCAGGCGUUUUUGCAGGCUGUCCGGUGGUUUGAUCGGUUCUUUAUGGGUAGUAGCUCCUCGUAGAAGGAGAAGGAGGAGAGGAGGUCAUCCGUCUCCUGGUGAAUAAACCAACCCAAGGGGGCCAUAGAGGUAAUACAACAAAGCUGUGUA